AUGUCUGUGUUUCCUUUUGCUUCAACCACUGUUGUGAAGAAUAAAACCCAGUUUUCAAGCCUUUUGCUUUCUAACUUCUUGCUCUCCUGCUCUUACAUUGUUAAUAAUCCUCUCUACUUCUCUUAUUUCAUCUUCUUCUCUCCUUAUCUUUUCAAGAUCUUCACUUUUCUUUCACCACUUUUUGUCACCACUUCCCUUUUGGUGCUUGCAUUUUUCACAGUAUUAAGGUCCGAAGUGGUCGAGGAUGAAAGUGAUGGCUUACCAUGCUUGGAGGAGCUUGAAGCGUACAAGAUCGUGUUUGAAACGUCAACCAUCGUUGAAAUUAGAGAAAACCCAGAUGAAGUUUUGGAGACGGAAGCCACUGUUGAUUGCUUACAAGCUGUUGAAGAACUUGACGAAGCUUUGGUUCACAACCCUGAAACAUUGACCAGUAGAACUACUUUAGAUGAAGAAUUGGCGGAGAUUUCACGACCGGUAACUGUUCAGGUAAAUGCUGAAGUGAAGAUCUUUGAAGAGUUUUUGCAAGAAAAAGAUGGGGACGGAAAAGACGAGGAAUCCAAGGCAAUGGGGAGUAAAAUAAGUGAUCCUAAGGUUACAAUGGAUGCCAGAAAUGGCGAGGAGGUUGGGGGAAAAGCAAUGGUGAGUUCCCAAAGAGUGAAGGCUGCUGAUUAUGUCGAUAAUUACAUUAAUAACGAAACAACAGCAUCAAGUUUUGGGAAUUUGGGAUCACUGAGGAGAGAAAAGGAGUGGAAAAGGACAUUGGCAUGCAAGCUUUUCGAGGAGAGACACAACGCGAAGGCUGCAACGGUGGAUGGAGGUGGUGAAGGGAUGGAUUUACUCUGGGAAACAUACGAGAGCAAUGGUUCCACAAAGUCGAAGCUGAAGAGCUUUGGCAGCUGGAAGAAAGGAAAGAAAGGUGGCCAUGGCAUAGAAGAUGAAGAUGACGAGGACUACGAGGAAGAGUCGGAUGGUCAUUUGUGCUGUUUACAGGCUCUCAAGUUCUCGACUGGGAAGAUGAAUUUGGGAAUGAGGCCCAACUUUGUUAAGAUCUCCAAAGCACUCAAAGGGUUUGGCUGGUUGCAUCAUGUUGGUAUCCCUAAGCAUACCAAGAAAGGCUACUACUGA
Hibiscus syriacus is the source of this 1125-nucleotide messenger RNA. RefSeq lists its product as uncharacterized. The record is from RefSeq and is a predicted model, not a curated record. NCBI's taxonomy places the organism in Eukaryota, Viridiplantae, Streptophyta, Magnoliopsida, Malvales, Malvaceae. The coding region runs from base 1 to 1125 and encodes 374 amino acids. The transcript has a single exon.